AUGCUGGCUCAGCCGACUAAAGACGUUAGGCCUCACGCCAACCAACCGUCUAUCCCCAUCCGUCAUCGAGCCCUGCCACCAGCCAGGCUGUGUCAGGUAAGCACCCUCACCCUCACACUGCACACUGCACACACAUACUCGCCUAUCAUCCCGGGCCCGGCUUCAUGCAGCCCGCCCUGGUCUCGACAUGUAAGUAACACGCCGGCUCUUGAUCCCGGCUGCAUGUUGUUGUCUCUGGCUGCUUUUCAUGUGCUGCUUCGCAUGCGCUGCAAUCUCCGCGUCGCAAAGUCAAUGGUGAUCCCAGCGGCCUCUCCGUAA
Bipolaris oryzae ATCC 44560 is the source of this 318-nucleotide messenger RNA. RefSeq lists its product as uncharacterized. Lineage: Eukaryota; Fungi; Ascomycota; Dothideomycetes; Pleosporales; Pleosporaceae. The record is from RefSeq and is a predicted model, not a curated record. Bases 1 to 318 code for a protein of 105 amino acids. The transcript is spliced from 2 exons.